Molecule: messenger RNA, 1542 nt
Organism: Sycon ciliatum
Lineage: Eukaryota; Metazoa; Porifera; Calcarea; Leucosolenida; Sycettidae
Exons: 4
Coding region: 1-1542 (513 amino acids)
Biological process (GO): DNA integration
Molecular function (GO): nucleic acid binding
Source: RefSeq, a predicted model, not a curated record
AUGUCGAAACAUGCCAAGUCACGCUGCCACAAGGAAGCGGUCGAUCGCCUGCUGACAAUCCCGGAAAAUGUCUGCGAUGUUGGUGAGCGCUUGGACUCCCAGUUUACUGCCCAGCGGAAGGAGAAUUGUGCUUGUCUGCUGCAAGUGCUCCGCUCCGUGCGCUUUCUCGCACGACAGGGACUCGCUUUGCGUGGAAGCUCCAGGUCGGGAGGUGGAGAGUGUGACGUGGACAAUUAUGUUGACGAUGUACUGACGCCAGCAUCGACGCGAGAAGCAGUAGCUGCUGAACUGGAGCGCUACAGUCUUCUCACAAAGCCACCAGAGCCGCCGUCUACUGCACGAGUGCUGGGCCUGCAGCUGUCGACAUCUGCAAACAGCGACGACACCCGAUGGUCGAGGCGAGAUUGCGUAGAUCUUGCAUUUGAGCGUCCCCUGACGAAGCGAGGCGUCCUCCAGUGGACCGGACGACUGACCAGUCACUACCCAGUAGGCGCCGGGCUGCGACCCGCCUGCUCGUACUUGAAGCAUAUGGCAAGCACAGCUACUGGCUGGGACGAUCCGGUUCCGCAAGGCAUUGUACGGUGUGCCGGCGAAGUAGUUGAGCGUCUGGCACGUGGUGACUCUGCACGUGGAGUUUGGCGUGUGCCGUCAACAUCUGGCGGCGACUGGGCAGUCUACUGCGACGCGUCUGACCUGGCGACUGGCAUUGUGCUGAAACACAAUGGAGACAUCGUUGGGGAUGGCACGUGGCUACGUGAUGCAGACGACAGGAAAUGCAUCAACGUCGCAGAACUCGACGUGGCGAUGCGUGGUCUGUCACUGGCUGUUGAGUGGGGCCUGGAAUCAGUGCGGCUCAUUACUGACUCCAAGGCUGUAUUUGGAUGGCUUGGUCAAGUUGCCGAGAAUGCGUGCCGUGUUCGCGUAGGAGGCCUGCACAAGGUGCUCAUUGAACGUCGACCCGAUACAACUGCUGAGAUUGCCGCCCCCGUCGAUAGCACAGUUGAUGAGGCAGCGAGACUAGCUGUCAAGCGCGAUGAAGUACAGCAUGCCCAGAGAGCAUCUCCCCAGCUGAUGCCUGUACUGUCGACUGUCCAGCUAGGCAAACGAGUCGAGGUAAAGCCAUUCAGCAAGAUCAGAGACCAGCUUGUUCUGGAUGACGGAGUGUUAUCUCGCAGCUUCAGGCUCCCGGCACUCGGGAAUGUGACCGUGCCGAUCAUCCCAGAAUCUCUGAUACCACGUGAAGUGGAAGAAGCGCAUCGAAUGUCCGGGCACGGUAGCUGGACAGUGAUCAAGUGGGUCGAGGUGAAGCCACUACGGCGACACGAUGCUGCAAGCGUUGCAGGAGCGCUGACUAGUAUGUGCUGCCGGUGGGGUCUGCCCGAUCAAAUCCAAAUGGACACCGAGACCGAGUUCCAGAAUGCUGUUGUCCGGUCCCUCUUCACCCAGUUUGGCGUGCGCGUGAAGACUGGAGCAGUUCGCCACCCACAGUCGCAAGGCGGCAUGGAGCGCAUGAAUCGCACUCUCAUAACGCUGAUGUGGUAA